Messenger RNA from Ostrea edulis (European flat oyster), 1925 nucleotides. Its product is annotated as isocitrate dehydrogenase [NADP], mitochondrial-like. Bases 54 to 1391 code for a protein of 445 amino acids. Gene Ontology annotation, biological process: isocitrate metabolic process. NCBI's taxonomy places the organism in Eukaryota, Metazoa, Mollusca, Bivalvia, Ostreida, Ostreidae. Gene Ontology annotation, cellular component: mitochondrion. The record is from RefSeq and is a predicted model, not a curated record. Gene Ontology annotation, molecular function: magnesium ion binding; isocitrate dehydrogenase (NADP+) activity; NAD binding. The transcript has 11 exons.
UACGAAACUCCCACCGCACUUCCUGUUCAAGUUCUCUUUGCUCGGGAGAAAAAAUGGCAAGUUCAGUAGCAAACGUUGGUCGUCUCUUUUGGCGCUCUGGAAACAAAUUACAGAGGUUUGCAGCACCUGUUGCAUUGAAUGCAACACAACAGAGAGACUAUGGAACCAAAAGAAUUAAGGUCGCCAAUCCAGUUGUGGAAAUGGACGGGGAUGAGAUGACCCGCAUCAUUUGGGAAAAGAUCAAAGAAACUCUGAUCUUGCCGUACGUUGAUGUUGACCUUAAAUACUACGAUCUGGGCUUGCCAUACAGAGACCAAACUGAUGAUCAGGUCACCAUUGAUUCAGCCUUAGCCACUAAAAAGUACAACGUGGCUGUCAAAUGUGCUACCAUUACCCCAGAUGAAGAACGUGUAGAAGAGUUCAAGCUAAAAAAGAUGUGGCUGAGUCCCAAUGGUACAAUCAGAAAUAUCCUCGGAGGAACAGUAUUCCGAGAGCCCAUUAUCUGCCAGAAAAUCCCUCGUCUGGUGCCAGGAUGGACACGACCUAUUGUCAUUGGUCGUCAUGCCCAUGGUGACCAGUACAAAGCCACUGACAUGGUGAUACCCGGCAAUGGUAAAAUAGAGAUGGUAUACACACCUGACGGGGGGCAGGAACAGAGGACCACCGUGUUCGAGUUUAAAAAUGGCGGAGGUUGCACCUUGGCAAUGUACAACACAGAUGAGAGCAUCAGUGCCUUUGCCCACACCUGCUUCCAGUAUGCCAUUAUGAAGAAAUGGCCUCUGUACAUGAGCACAAAGAACACCAUUCUUAAGAGAUACGAUGGGAGAUUUAAGGACAUCUUUGAGGAAAUUUACCAGCAGGGUUACAAAUCUAAAUUUGAUGAGCUGAAGAUCUGGUAUGAACACCGCCUGAUUGAUGACAUGGUGGCUCAAGCUCUGAAAUCAGAUGGGGGAUUUGUGUGGGCGUGUAAGAACUACGAUGGAGAUGUACAGUCCGAUAUUGUUGCUCAAGGCUAUGGUUCAUUGGGUUUGAUGACCAGUGUACUGGUAUGUCCUGAUGGAAAGACCAUCGAGUCCGAGGCAGCUCACGGAACUGUAACAAGACAUUACAGAGAACAUCAGAAGGGCAACCCAACCAGCACAAAUCCAGUGGCUAGUAUCUAUGCUUGGACAAGGGGACUGGAACACAGGGGCAAACUGGAUGGCAACCAGGACCUGAUCAAAUUUUCACAGAAAUUGGAGAAAGCCUGUGUAGACACUGUGGAUAGUGGAAAUAUGACCAAGGACUUGGCAGGCUGUAUACAUGGGUUAAAGAAUGUGAAACCCGAGCAUUAUCUCAACACCAUGGACUUCCUCCAAGCCAUUAGAGAAACCCAAGAAAAGAUGGGAUGAUAUGUGUGAAGUAUUAGUUAUAACAAAGGUCUGUGAUCCAUAAGCAUCAAAAUUCACUAUUGCAUACACUUUUUUGUCUGGAGUACUGAAAUAAUGGUCUGAUUUAUUGCAAAGGCAGCAAACAAAUCUGGUCAGCCUGGUUGUGGGAAUGGAAAUGUGACUUUUCUUAGAUCCGAAGCAGAGAACACUUUUAUUUAGUAUCAUUAUGUCGGAUAUAUUGUAGAAAUUUAUUUUGUAUUACCAGUCAUGUGAUGGUUGUUAAUGUGAGCACAUUUUUCUCCUUUAUCAGGAAUAUAUAUAUAUGUACAGAGUUUAUGCAUUUCCCCUUUUUAUACUCUGACGUGCCAACAAUAAAGUGCUACCCUUCUACACAAACGUUUGAUAGACCCUCCUUUGACUAUGUUGCUCUGCAGGCAGGGAGACUCACCCGGGUGAAACGGGCAACAUUCCAACAGGAGUAUAUAGUAUUUCCAAAAUGGACCACUGACUGUUGUGAAAGUUUGAAUUUUUGAGUGAAAUAAAACAUGAACUACA